UUGUUCAGAGCACCAGAGCCAAAACCCCUUCCCAGCCAUGAAAGAUGAGGUAAAGGCAUGAACCCCAAGGACUGUUCCAGGGAGUCCCCCAACCUCAGGAACCCAGGUCCUUCUGCUGACCCUUUCUUCCGUUUGAUGAUAGGAGGGCCUCUACUGAGGCCCCUUGUGGAAGAAGAGGAGCUACGAUGAAUGGUCAGCAAUAGAAGCCAGGGCCGGUGGAGUCAUGCACCCAACUCAAAGGCCUUGGCGCCAGAGCCAGGUAGCCGGGAUCUGAAUAGAGCUUUCUCCCAAAGAGCUGUGGAUCCCUUCACGGGCUCAGGAGAAUCAUUUCAGGCUGCUGAGAGCCCAGGAAGCAGUGGCCUGCCCACCCUGCCCCCACUCCAGCAAGCUCAACGCCGGGGCACCCCUCACCUUCAUAAACAAACACCCAGGGACACAGCCUACCCGCACAAACCUACAAUUAACACAACCACUCUCAGCCGCACAGACACUCCCGCCCAGGUCUGCAGGAAUAAGGAAGGGACUUCCAAUCCUGCCUCUGAGGCCACCAGGUUUGGUCCCUGCCCCUCUCUGGGCCUCAAUUUCUUCACCUGUAAGAUGGCGGAGGUGCAGAGGGCUGGGAAGGGUGCUGAUCUUCAGCGACUGUUUCUACCUCUCGCCUGGAAAGCCGGUCUCCCAGGUACCGGAACCCGCCCCUCCUACAGGUCUGGUCACCGGCCUUCCUAGGGCCAAGAUGAGGCUGGUCUCAGAGCGCCGGGCGGCACAUAGUAGGAUCGCCAGGCGAGGCGGGCACAGAUUCCCGCAGGUAAGGACUCGGCUGGGUUCAGGAAUGUGGAAAUACGACUCGGAGCAGCUACGGCGGCGAGCAGCGAGCGCGGCCCGCCUGGAGCCCGCCCGCCCGGCCGCGCAAGGGGGAGCUCGGCGAGAGGGGGCCGGGCGCAGGGCCCCGGGCGGGCGGGGGCGCGGGCCCCGGACGGAGCCCGAGGCUGCUGCGCCAGCCCCACGGCCCAUCCUGAGCCAGCCGGACGAGUUGUCAAGACAUUACCUACACGGGUGCUUCCAGGGCCACAACCCCAGAUCAGGCAUUGUUACCUGCCCAACAAACUUCGGUGAAAAAUCGUCCCAGCGCCCGACACUGCAGAGCGCAAGCAGAGUCUGGGACUUAAGAUUGGUAGACACACCAGCUCGACCAGCAUUAAAAGUGGUACCAUGACAGAGACUCAGAAAGGCAUUCUUGGAGAGUCCCAAUCUGAGGAUUCUGUCUCACUCUGAAAGCCUGUCCGAUGCGGACGAAAGAUCUGAUUCUUGUUGAACAGCUAAAGCGAGAAGUUAGACUAGACUAAGUGCCUGGUACAUCCUGUGUGUGCCUCGCUUGAUUCUAUCCUGGAUCAAUGGGUGACAGGGACACUGCCUGUCACAGCUAGGUCUGUCCUAGCUCAGCGGACCAGCUAGUAACCAGACACAUGGUGGGAGACCCAAGCCAGGUUUUCAAGCGUCUUCAGUCCUGGACAGCAGCAUCAAAUGGCGCCAUGAAGGCAAGGGGAUGAACUGGGAGAGCGCUCCUCUUUAAAGACUGGCCAACACCCAAUUGCCUGGUGUGGAAAUGAGGAGGGGUAUGAGGGGGCGCUGUCCUCAGCCCGGAACCUCGAGCUCAAAAGCUACCGGCCCUGCCCCUAAUCCUCUCUUAAUCUCUUCAAAUCCUCUGAACUUUUGCCACGACCCGGGAGAGAGAGCCGCUCCUGGACCCCAGGUUCAGAAGCCCGCAGAUGCAGCUGCGCAGAACGUUGUGAGUCGGAGGACUCUUUAGAAAGGAGAAUUUGGACGUCGCAAGAAGGGAGACUAAGGCACAGAUGUCAAACGGUAGUUGCAGUCCCACACCACUGUCCCCUGAAAUCAAAGAACUCUGGACGUCGCACAACUUGGUAGGCAGGUAGCUAGCUGAGCUGGGCCAGGUGGCUGGGAGCGAGCAGAACAGCCUGGGAGCUUGGCAGGUGGAUGCUGCCACCCCGUGGCGAUAGGGGGCGACGCCUGCCGCCAGAGCUGGACUUGAGAUGUUUAGGGAUUCCUUACCUUGCCCUGUAGUCUGGGGGUCAUUCCACCGUCCCCGCCAACUGCCUCUGUCUUAGGGUCUGUUAGUGAGACAAAAUAUUUAUGUGGCUGCAGUGAGGCUGGAAUAGCAACAGCAUCCACGUACCUCUCCCUUCCCCCCACCCCCCCAAAAAAACCAACCAACCAAAACCAAAAAACAAAACCCUA
Molecule: messenger RNA, 2256 nt
Organism: Mastomys coucha (southern multimammate mouse)
Lineage: Eukaryota; Metazoa; Chordata; Mammalia; Rodentia; Muridae
Exons: 3
Coding region: 734-1213 (159 amino acids)
Source: RefSeq, a predicted model, not a curated record